AUGUUUACAGCUAACUUUAAAUGUCAAUAUUGUCCUCGUUCUUUUUCGAGCCGUAAUGCAUAUGCCCAACAUGUAAAUCUAUGCAUUGUUAAGUAUGAUAUUAGUACAGAAGAAUCCAACGAUUCCAACGAUUCCAACGAUUCCAACAAUGAAGUUUCGGAAAUAAUUUCAGAAGUCACUGAUAUGGUAGUAGAUAGUGAAGAUAAUGAAAACAAUGAAUUUAGUGAAUAUAGUGAAAAUAGUGAAGAUAAUUUAGAUAGUGAAAGACAAGAAGAAAUGACGUCAAGUUCCGAAAUGAGAGAAAAUUCACAAGAUCUUCAAGAGUAUGAUGGUGAUGUUUCAUUAAUAUCACUUUCAAUUUCGGAAAGAUACGAAAAUUUACCUUUGAGUUUACGAA
Molecule: messenger RNA, 397 nt
Organism: Dentiscutata erythropus
Lineage: Eukaryota; Fungi; Glomeromycota; Glomeromycetes; Diversisporales; Gigasporaceae
Source: the annotation of a GenBank genome assembly